This is a messenger RNA of Saccostrea cuccullata (small rock oyster), 4233 nucleotides long. RefSeq names its product protocadherin-9-like. The transcript is spliced from 5 exons. Gene Ontology annotation, biological process: homophilic cell-cell adhesion. The coding region runs from base 212 to 3289 and encodes 1025 amino acids. The record is from RefSeq and is a predicted model, not a curated record. Gene Ontology annotation, molecular function: calcium ion binding. Lineage: Eukaryota; Metazoa; Mollusca; Bivalvia; Ostreida; Ostreidae. Gene Ontology annotation, cellular component: plasma membrane.
UAAUUAGGAUGUAGUACAUGAUGGUUUUAUAGAAGGGGGAUUUGUUUAAUAGUUUUAUCGUGUAGGCUGAACACAUUAAAAUUAAUUUCCAGCACAUUAAACACAAUUGGUGUGACUAAGUUUGUUAGAAAAUCUUAUUUUCCUUCACAGUUCUGGAGUACAUGGAUGAAUUACAUUGUAUGAAAAAUGACAAGAUAGAAGAUUGACGACCAUGGCUUCUCUGUUCAUUCUAUUGUGCCUUUUUGCUGAAGCUGUUGCUCAGAAUCUCGUGACUUUCACAAUUAAGGAAGGGAUUCCCCGACUUCACACUGUAGGAAGCAUACCGAAUGCAUUCAAUCUAGCCGCAAAUCUUUCAAAAGACCAGUUUGAUUCUCUGAGGUACCAGUUUUUGGCCAAUCCUGACAACUUGUUUGACAUAGGAGUCAUUUCUGGUGACCUUCGGACAAACACAUCGAUAGAUCGCGAGAGUAUCUGUGACUUCCAAGAAGAUUGUACGAGGGAUUUAACUGUUACCGUGAGGUCCAAAGUAUUCUCUUACACAAAAAUUUUCUCUGUUCAAAUAAUAAUUCAAGACACAAAUGACAAUUCUCCAAUUUUUGAGCCCUCUUCUAUGCGUUUGAGUAUUCCUGAACAUAGCAGCAUUGGAACCUCGUACAAGAUACCCAGCGCCACGGACAAAGAUGUCGGGAUCAACUCCGUCCAGAUGUAUGAGAUAGUACCAAAAAAUGGACCUUUCGAACUAGAUGUGACAAAGUCUUUAGAUGGAAGCUUCUUUAUCAGGGUUGUUAUAAAGCAGAUCUUUGACAGAGAAGUGCAGGACUACUACCAGUUUAACAUUCGGGCUUUGGAUGGAGGUUCCACUCCCAAUGUCGGGGUUCUUACUGUUCAUGUAGAUAUUGAGGAUAUUAACGAUAACUCACCAGUGUUUACCCAAACUACUUACAAUGUAUCAGUCCAAGAAAAUAUCACCAUUGGAUCCAAUAUUUUACAGUGUGUUGCUACUGAUAAAGAUAUUCAGGACAAUGGAAGAGUUUCCUAUAGAUUUAGUAUGAGGUCUGAUUUAGAUGCUAUCAAGUCUAAAUUCAGUAUCAAUGCACAGACUGGACAAAUUCAAGUGAUUUCUGCAUUGAAUUAUGGAGAGCAAAACUUGUACGAAUUCUUUAUUGAAGCUUUUGAUCAUGGUGCGGAAGCCCGAGUAUCCCAAGCCAAAGUCAUUAUUAAUGUCCUAGAUGCUGGAAAUAAUGCCCCCUCCAUGGAAAUCUCUUUCUUUGAGGGAGGUAAUGGCAGCCAUUCUGUAAGCGUCAGAGAGGGAACCAAGGAGGAUGUCUCCAUAGCUCAUAUCAAAGUAUCCGAUUCAGACCCAGGCCAGAAUGGGCAAGUGGACUGUUCCUCAUCAAAUGCCGCUUUUGGACUUCAGGCCAUAGGAUCCAGUGGAUAUUUGGUGGUGGUCAAGUCCUCCCUGGACUAUGAGACGGUGAAGUCGUAUCCUGUUACUGUCACCUGUCAGGAUAAAGGGACCCCCUCCAUGUCCUCCACCCUCUCCUUCACUGUUAACAUCGCGGAUGAUAACGACAACGCACCAGCGUUUGUCGCCAGAAUCUACCAGGUGUUCAUCCAGGAGAACAAACCACCAGGAACAAGAGUUACAGAGGUUCUCGCCAAAGACAAGGACUCCGGGGUGAAUGCAAUGAUUAGAUAUACAUUAGAUGGAGAUUAUGGAUUGGAUAUAGAUACCUCCACUGGUGUUAUUGUCACAACUCGACCCCUAGACCGGGAGGCCACCCCUCAGAUCUCAGUCAAAGUCCUGGCCGUGGAUCAAGGAAACCCCCCUCUUACUGGAUCCACCACGCUGAUUGUAAAUGUUCAAGAUGUGAAUGACAAUACGCCAAGAUUCAAUGUUACUCAGUUUAACUUUCAAGUCCCAGAGAACUUAAACAACACUAAAGUAGGCACAGUCUAUGCCAUGGAUCUGGACACUGGCUUGAAUGGUCAGAUUAUUUACACAUUGAAUGAUGAGUCCGAUUCAUUUUACAUUAGAAGUGAUGGGAGCAUUUUCACAAAGAAACCCCUGGAUUAUGAAGCAGAAAGAUUCUAUACAUUCACGGUGACUGCAAGAGAUCAGGGAAAUCAAGUUCUAUCUACAAAUGUAGAUGUGAGGGUACAUGUUGAUGAUGUGAAUGACAAUCCACCAAAAUGUGUUUUCCCUGAUGAGUAUAACCGCACUGUUAGUCUUCCAUACUUAACCAAAAUAGGCUCCCUCAUUACGACCGUCCAGGCCUACGACGCAGACAGCGGCAGAAAUAGUCACCUCAGCUUCCGAAUUCUCAGCGGAAACGGCCAUCAGACUUUUAAACUGGAUCCUAACUCGGGGGAACUUUUCUAUGACAAUACAUUCAUUAUUAAGAAAGACUCCAUUUUUAGACUAAAUAUUUCCAUUUCUGAUCAAGGGGAUCCAUCUCUUUCGUCUUUGUGUGUGCUGGAAGUAACUCUCACACACACCAAUGUAUCCAUGGAACCAUUUUCUGAGGAGGAAUCCAACAGCAAAUAUGUCGUCAUCUGCGUCAUUGUAGUCAUCAUCACCAUCUUCUUCUCUACGGUCCUUAUCACCGUCAUCAUCAUCAUCAAACGUAACGACAGACGGAAUCGGGAGAAGAAGUGCGAGCAGGAAAAGCUGCGUAACUUACAGCAGUUCCAGGGAAUAGACAAGCGAUACUACCAGAACCAGGCUCACACCUUCCCGGAGCAGCUCAGCAAGAAGAAGAAGAAGGAAGUCAGCUUCUCACUGGAAGACGAACUGGACAAAUCACUGGACAUGUCUGGCCAUUCCAUUGUAGAUGAUCAAAAUUACAAUGUGUUCCGACCUGGACCAGAUGAGGACAAAUUAAAACAGCUUCAGUUCGGCCAGUUCCUUAUCAAUCCAAACUCUGACAGAAAGAAUAAUCUGCUAAAAGGUUCCCAUGACAGCAGUAGUGACACAUCCACGGACUUGACGGCCAGUGACAGUGGUCGAGGAGGGAGUGAUGUCGAGAUGAAUCACCAUAGUAACGCACCAGAUGAGCAGAAGACGAACCAUUUAGCAUACUCUCGCUCCUCAUCAUUCCCACCCAUAAUGAACACCCCACCAGACAGAGGGGGUACAAGGCCUCCCCCCAAAUCUGACAAUAGUGCUAGCAAUAAAAAGGAUUACACAGGAUUAACGCCCAGAGAGACAUUUGAGAAAAAGCAUGGAAUUAACAGACAUUCUCAAGAGUCCAUACGAUCGGAGAGUUGUCUCCCCUCUUAUGUGUGACCUUUAACCCUAGUGUUCAUUUUGACUCAUUGUGAUUCCGCAGUGGCCAAAGAAAGUUUGACACAAACAGCUUGUGAUCUUUAUAGACACAAAACUUUUCUUUCUCAAAUUGUCCGUCCUGAAUGUGUUUAUCUUUUUAUUGUUGUAUUAUGUGUGCUGAACAAAACCUUAGAAAUGGAUCUCAGGGACAACCUAUUCCCCUAACACCCAUGAAUUUAUCAUCACCCUCCAAUUUUCCUCCAUUGUUUGGAUUCUGCCAGAAUUCAGAAAGUGGGAACUGUUUCCUUUGAUAUGAAACAAGUCAAAGGUAUGAACUGUGCCUGGAACUUAUCAUUCAGUGAAAGUCAAUCUUUGACAGAAGCCAUAUAUUGUCAAAAUCUAAAUACAUUUACAGUCUCUGUGUCUGCUACUGAAGGCAAAAUCAAAGUUUAUCAUUACCAUGAACCUAACCUUUCAAUAUAGAGAUUUAGAAUGUAUCACCUCAUGCCUAUAUAUAAUAUUUUCCUUUCUUUUGUAGGUUGUAAAUCUUUCCUGAUAGACAAGAUAACAUUAUAGACAGUCUUCACUUUGGACCACCCAUUGCAGUUUGUAUAUGUAUACCACUGGUAUAUAUGGUACUAUUUGGACAUAAAAUCCCAAUUAUUAAAUCAGUUUGCGAAGUAUCCAUCAGGCAAUUCAGUGUAUGAGAAGAAAAAUAUUGUCAUGAAAAUUCUGUUCAAUAUUCUGCCAUAUUGCUGGGUGCUACAGUAUGUUGUGAAGGAUGUAUGAGAUUUGUAUGAUAUGAUUGAUAUUUGUGGUAAUGCUCAAUGUUUUUUUUUGUUAUUAUAUACUGCUGAAUGAGUUGUACAUACAGACUGGAAUUUUGAUGAAAUCUCUUUUAUGAACUUUUUAUAUGAAGAUUGCUUGCAAUUUAGAAAUUACAUAUCAAUAAAGAAUAAAACUUU